This is a messenger RNA of Spirodela intermedia, 1189 nucleotides long. NCBI's taxonomy places the organism in Eukaryota, Viridiplantae, Streptophyta, Magnoliopsida, Alismatales, Araceae. The record is from the annotation of a GenBank genome assembly.
AUGAAUUUCGCCAAUAGGGCGCUCAGGAUAUUCGUGAUGCGAUGAUGGUGGCAGAUGGAUUGAUUGAUACUCAACAGCAACAGUCAGAUAAUAACAAUGAAAAUGCCCAAGGGAACAAAGGACGUAGUAACAAUCACGGAUGAUGGGAGCCAUCCAAUAUGACUCAAAAUGGUGAGGGCCCCAAGUGGAUAGGCUGUCACGUCUAUGGAGGACCCUAUCGGAGUGCCAACUACUUGGACCAGGCAGACCGUUGUAUGACAAGAGCCCGCUCAACCUAAUGCUGGCGUAGAGUAGUCCCCCUAGAGAUUGAAGAGCUAACUAACCUAAAUACCAUUCAACUCGUAAAUGCAGUGCAGACUAGGGUCAUUCAAGCUACCCCAAGGAAACUAUUAUUUGUGGAGGCCACAGUCAACAAUAUCUCGACAAGGGCCCUAAUAGAUUCUAGGGCGACCUAUAAAUUUUUAUCUGAGGGAGAGGACUGCCGAUUGUGAUUGUGGCUAGUUCAGAUCAGUAACGUAAUCAAAGCUGUCAAUUUUGAAGCCUAAAUGUCCGUAGGGUUGACUUGACAAGUAAGGUCCAAAUGGAUACUUAGCGGGACACGCCGAAUUUUCUAGUCCUAAGAAUGGACGAUUUUGAUAUUAUUUUGGGCACCGACUUCAAUUAAGGCAGAGGUAGGAUACGAAAAUCGACGAUUGAAGCAUCUGAGGCCACUCGUGGAUACACGACAGAAGGGAUUGUUCUAUCUCUUUUUUUUCAUUGCAAGAGAAUUCUCAUAUGUGAGGGCGAGCAAUUUUGUUUUGUGUAGGGGUCUACACAAGAGACAACAAAGGCUCAAUUUCUUUCUGUGAUGUAGUUGAAUUCUGAUUUGCAAAAAGAUGCAUACACCUAACUCGUCACUUUACGAGAGGUGGAAGGAGAAGGAAAGCUGGUGGGCCACCCACAAGUACUGCCCCUACUCAAAGAAUUUCAUACCAUCAUAUGUUUGAAAAACUUCCAACAAAUUUUUCCUCGAGGCCAGACAUCUAACACGCUAUCGAAUUACUACAGGGGGGAGAAACCACCGGCUAGGGCCCCAUAUAAGGUGUCACCGUCUCACUUAGAGGAGCUGAGAAAACAACUGGAGGAGUUGUUGGCGAUAGGGCAUAUUUGCCCCUCUCAUGCCCCGUUUGGUGAUCCGGUUCUUUUCUAG